AUGUGUGGCAUUUGUUUUUGUCUUCAUACACAGUCAACACCUAUUUCCAUUGAUUAUACACCAUUAAAUGCACGUGGUCCUGAUUUUCAAAAUCAACAUGGACCAAUAUCACUUACAUCUGAUUUCUAUGUUACAUUUGUUGUUAGUGUACUUGCUCUUCGAGGUUAUAAACAACAACCACAACCAUUUAUUGAUGAAGAUGGAAAUAUACUUUUAUAUAAUGGUGAAAUAUAUGAAGGAUCUUUACAAAUAAAACCAGAUGAUAAUGAUGGUAUACUUUUAUCUCAACAUUUAAAACAAUGUUCAAAUGAUAUAGAUAUUUGUAAUUUAAUAUCAACAUUAGAAGGAUGUUUUGCUUUUAUCUAUUUUCACAAAAAAACCAAUAGUUUAUAUUAUGGACGUGAUCGAUUAGGACGUCGAAGUUUAAUGUAUUCAAUUGAAAAUAAUUCUCAAUCAAAUAUUAAAAUGAUUAUUAGUUCUGUUCGACUUAAUAAUCUAUCAUAUAUAGAACUUGAUUCAAAUAUUCUUUAUAAAUUAACAGUAAUACAAACUGAUAAUACAUUUAAAAUUGAUUCUAUACCAUAUAUAAAACAUUCAAUUGAUAUUAUUCCUUUUGAACCAUCAGAUAUUUUAUUAAGUGAAUUGGAAUCUGAUUCUAUAUUUCAAAAUAUAUCAAAAACAUUUCUCAAUCAAUUACAAUUAGCUAUUCAACGACGUAUUUUAAAUUUACCAUCACUUUGUCGUCAAUGUAAACAAUUAACUAAUAAUAUUCUUCGUCCAAUAAAUGGAUGUCAACAUGCUAAAUUAGCAAUACUUUUUUCCGGUGGUAUCGAUUCAAGUGUACUUGCAGUAUUAGCUGAUCGAAUUUUACCAAUCAAUGAACCUAUUGAUCUACUUAAUGUUGCUUUUUUCUCAGAUAUAUUAACACCACCAGCAGAUCGACAAACAGGUUUACAAGCUUUAUUAGAACUCAAUCCAAUACGACAAUGGAAUUUUGUUAAAAUUGAUGUUGAUUUAAAUGAAUUACGAUAUUAUCGUGAAAAUAUUAUUAAAACUGUUAUAUAUCCAUGUUCAACAGUAUUAGAUGAUAGUAUCGGUAGUGCUCUUUGGUUUGCUGCUCGUGGUAAUGGAAUACUUCAUCAUAAUAAUAUACCAUAUGAAAGUUUAGCAGAAGUAUUAUUAUCCGGUUUGGGUGCAGAUGAACAAUUAGCUGGUUAUUCUAGACAUCGAACAACAUUUCGUACAGGUGGAUGGAAAGCAUUGGAAAAUGAACUUGAUAUGGAAAUGAAUCGAAUUUCCAAACGAAAUUUAGGACGUGAUGAUCGUGUAAUUAGUAGUUUAGGUAAAGAAGUUCGUUUUCCAUAUCUUGAUGAACAAUUAGUUAAUUAUCUUCGUUCAAUACCUAUUUGCUUAAAAGCUGAUUUACGUUUACCACGUGGUAUUGGUGAAAAAUAUUUACUUCGUUAUAUAGCUCGUCAUUAUUUAUCUCUUGAACAAUCAUCAAAAUAUCCAAAACGUGCUAUACAAUUUGGUUCACGAAUCGCAAAACUUGAAAGUAAAAAAGAAAAAGCAUCUGAUCAAUGUUCAAGAUUAACAACAACAACAACAAAUAAUAAUAUUAUUGAUGACGAAGAAUAA
Molecule: messenger RNA, 1638 nt
Organism: Rotaria sordida
Lineage: Eukaryota; Metazoa; Rotifera; Eurotatoria; Philodinida; Philodinidae
Source: the annotation of a GenBank genome assembly